UAAACGCGUCUAGCAAGCACUUUUUUCUUCUUGUCGGCGGGAAGAUUCGAAAAUAUACAGCCUGUAAUAGAAGGACUGGUCUGAAGGAAUUUGAAGAAAUGGCUGCCACCUUUGAGCGGGAAAUCGAGCAAGCCAUCAGGGACGAAAUCAUCCCUGGGUGUGUUCUGCAUGCUACAAAUCGCGAUGGCUCCUUCACCUACGCCAAAGCCCUCGGCACCCUCUCCAUGCGCCAACCGCGCCCUCCCCUGCAGCUCUCCACGACAAUGUGGAUCGCCUCAUGCACCAAACUCAUGACCUCCAUCUGCGCCAUGCAACUCGUCGAACGCGGCCAGCUCCGCCUCGACGACCCCGUCUACCCCCACAUCCCCGAACUCCAGUCCCGCCCCGUACUCACGGCCCUCAACGACGACGGCACCGUAGCGCAGGAACCGCAUAAGACGCCCAUCACGCUGCGGCACCUACUCACGCACACGUCGGGAAUGGCGUACGAUGGCAUGCACCCGCUGCUCGUCGCGUGGGCGAAACACCACGCUACAGGGGACGAAGAGGCGAGCAAGCCCGGCACGAUUCUGGAGCGCUUCAACAAGCCGCUUGUGUUUGAGCCGGGCACGUCGUGGAUGUAUGGUCCCAGCCUCGAUUACGUGGGCGUCCUCAUCGAGCGCGUGAGCGGGAAGUCGCUGGAGGACUUCAUGCGGGAGAAUCUGUGGGAGCCGUUGGGAAUAAGGGAUAUGUCGUUUCAUCUGCACCGGCGACCGGAUUUGAAGGCUCGCAUGGCGGAGAUGGCGAGGAGGGAUGAGGAGACGGGGAAGGUGGUUGCGAUUGAGGAGGACGAGCGGGUGAAGCAGUUGCCGUAUUUGCUGGAGGAUGGGUCCGAGGUAAGGGAUUGUAUGGGCGGGCAGGGCGUGUUUGCUAGUGCCGAGGAGUAUAUCAAGGUGUUGCGGGCUUUGCUCAGCGCGGACCAGGACGGCGAUAGGAGGGUUUUUAGGAACAAGGAGACGGUGGAGGAGUUCUUUACGCCGAAUUUAGGUCAGGGAGCGAGGGAGAUGCUGAAUGCGGUUUUGCAGAACGAUGUCAUGAAUAAUGCCAUGGGCGGGGUGCCUAGGGAGGUGGUGAAGGAUUGGGGGUUGGGCGGGUUGCUGGCCAUGGGGGAUUUGCCGGAUGGGAAGAGGGAGGGGACCAUGGUUUGGGGAGGUUUGCCGAAUUUGAUUUGGUUCUGCGACCGCAAAGCCGGCCUCACAGGCCUCUACGCUGGUCAAGUCCUCCCAACUGGAGAUGCCCAGAUCGCGAACCUGAUGCGCAAGUUCGAGGCGGGCGUGUAUAAGAUGUACAAGAGUAGAUCUGGCUGAAGGAUGCGUAUAUCAAGCUCCUGAGACACGGUUCGCAGCUGUGAAGCUUGCUCAUGGGAUGCGAAGAGGGCGGAGACGUCGUGUUGUUGUGGAGAUGGUUUGGGAUCGCAGGAUCUGGAAGUAUGCUUUAGACAAUUGACCUCGGAAUUUGAGGUAUUGCAACACCUUUCUUGCACGCUUUCUGUCGUCUCCAUGGAGAACACACAGCUUACCCUGAAACAAAAUCCUUUGUCAAGAGAUCCGGUGAGAGCCUAAAGCAAAAAGGUUGCUAGGCCACUCUCAUGUCUGUGACUCUAAUCAUCUAAUGAAAAUACCCCAACGACUACAAGAUAGACGAUACAUUAUACAAUUCUUAGUGAAGCGACAGAGAAAACGGAUUGAUGAUGGAAGAGAAGAGGAAACCAGACAGGGUUAAAAAGAGUUUAAGGCUUCGAUAGGCAGGUGGAAAUAGUACUGAUCAUGCAUGAGACGCAAAGUCCACAGG
Molecule: messenger RNA, 1830 nt
Organism: Westerdykella ornata
Lineage: Eukaryota; Fungi; Ascomycota; Dothideomycetes; Pleosporales; Sporormiaceae
Product: beta-lactamase/transpeptidase-like protein
Exons: 4
Coding region: 99-1346 (415 amino acids)
Source: RefSeq, a predicted model, not a curated record